This is a messenger RNA of Bombyx mori (domestic silkworm), 1845 nucleotides long. It is a transcript of the gene Sh3beta, whose product is annotated as SH3 domain-binding glutamic acid-rich protein homolog. The record is from RefSeq and is a predicted model, not a curated record. The transcript has 4 exons. Gene Ontology annotation, cellular component: cytoplasm. The coding region runs from base 339 to 1199 and encodes 286 amino acids. Lineage: Eukaryota; Metazoa; Arthropoda; Insecta; Lepidoptera; Bombycidae.
UUUAUUUAUUGACGUGCUUUACUAGAAUUGUGAUAAGAAUUAUUUACGCUUAACGGUCCUUUUGCCUGCCCUAUUUUGUAAGACUUAUAAUUUAACUGUAUAAUGUUAUUCUAGCGAUCUAUUUUUUUCCCCUAUGAUGAUGGAAGAAACCACUAACCACGAAAUAAUUUUACACUGGUAUUACCAAAUUAUCGAAGUGUCACAGAUGUCAGCAUCUGUCAGUCCAUAAUUAUUAUUACUAUAACAGCUUGACUAAUGGCCAAGCCUAUUUUUCUGAUUUAAUUGUUUUUAGAGAGGAUAUUUGUCAUUUUACCAUUUUGAAAAAUACCUUAUCAAACAUGGUUGUCAAAAUUUAUAUCAGUGGCAUUUCUGGCAACAAGGAGGUGAAGAAACGUCAGCAGCGGGUCCUGAUGAUUUUAGACUCAAAAAAUAUAAAAUAUGAAGUCAUCGACAUAACGGAACCAGGGAGAGAGUCCGAUAAAGAUUUCAUGCAAAACAAUGCUAAAUCUUCUGGUGGCACCGUCAGUGACCCGAACCCGCGUUCACCACUGCCGCCGCAGAUGUUUAACGAUGAAGAAUAUUGUGGGGAUUAUGAUCAGUUUGAUUUAGCCAAUGAAGUUGAUACUCUUGAGCAGUUUCUAAAGUUGGAGGCACCUCCAGAAGAACCACCUCAAGAAACAGAAAAGGAAAGUACCUUAAAUGGUGAUCUUGAUGGAGAAAUAGCUGAAGAAACCUCCCAAGAAACAGAAACUACAGCGGAAAAAGCAGAAAAUGAUGAAGCAGACACCAUUGAAACAUCUGAAAAAGUAAAGGAGACUAGUCCUGUUAAAGAAAACUCACCAAUUAAAGAAAUUGAAGAAACUACAAAAGAAGCUACACCUGUUCCUGUAGAUAAUGAAGUGCAGGAAGAUGUUGCUAAACAAGGUUCACCCGAGAAGGAAGCCUCACCAGAUCUACAAAAUUUGGUUGGAGAUGAAGCAAAAGAAAAAUCUCCAGUAAAAGAGACUGACGAUGAGCCAAAAGAGAUAUCAAAAGAAAGUUCUCCAGAAAAAGAGGGACCAGUGAAUGAAAAUGGCACCGUGAGCUCGCGUGAACAGUCUGAAGGGAAGGAUGUUGAAGUGACUGAAGCAAUAGAUAAAACAAUAGACAAUCCCUCAGACCUACUGAUCGAAAGUGAGCAGGCUGCAUCUGCUGAAUAAUGGACUGAUCACACCCUUGCUUCUCAGCUCAAAUAUAGCCCCUCUAGCACUAAGCCAGCACUAUAAUAAUAAUAUGCUAAGAACUAUUGUUUCAAUUAUGUCAGUCAUUUAUUUGGCAUGAUUAGUCAUUGUAUAUAAUGAGAAGAUUGUUGAAGUCAGAUAAUGUGCCUAAGUAUAUUUUUUUUUUAAAUAAUGAAAUGGCCUAUUGUCAUUAGAUUUAAUACAAAUUAAUAUUUUCUUUUUUAUUAUUUUACAUAUUAUGAUUUUAUUUAACAAUUAUCCUAAAUGAAAGGCUUGUAUUAUUUAAAGUAUUAACUUUUUUAUUCUUUUUAUUUUAAUUAUUAUUGUUUUCAAUUUACAUGAAUUUUAAAUCAUUCGAAUUUGUGAACUCUUUUUGAAUGGUUAAGAUUUUGGUGCUUUUUUAAGCAUGAAAAAUGUGCAUUGAAUGUCUAAAAUGAAUAAUCAUUCUGAUUUUUGUGCAAAUUACAUCACUAAUUUUAUUAUUCAUCAUGAAUAGAUCUUGUAUUUAAGAAAUGUAUUGCUUAAUGUUGCAAUUAGUCUUGAGACAAAUUUAUCAAGAUAACUUUAUUUAUAUUCAUUAAAGACAGUUUUUUAUCAUUUUUUUUCACAUAAAUUAUAUACAAAA